UCAAUGAUCUAUCAAAUUCUCAGCCAACAUUCUUAGAGAAAACUGUGUUUGAGUUAGAUCAUGGCAGCCUAUGCAGCCUUACUUUCUCUAAUGCAACUUAUAGAUGAUAUCCAACACCAUCACUCCCCACCCAUCUCUCUCCGCCAAAACCAAAUUCAAUCCCUCACUGAAAAUGCUCUCUUCCUGCAAGAAUUUCUCAAAGAUUACAUGCCACCUGUUUCUGACAGCGAUGAGGUAGAUCCAUUGGAGAUGCGUAUCGCUGAUGCAGCUUAUGCGGCUGAAGAUGCUAUCGAAUCCCAUAUAGUUGACAAGAUUCAGCACAGUAGAUCCAUAGCCACCAAAAUCAAAAGCUUCUUCAAUUGGUUUCUGAGAAAUGUCUCUGCAAACCACAGUGAUGAUAAUGAUGAACGAAUCGAGUUGUAUCGGGAGGUAGAAAACGUGAUAGAAGAAAUGGAUCUGAUCAAGAGAGUGGCGUUGGAGACCAACACAGAGAAGGUGGUGGUGCUCCGUGAUCAACCACGUAGAUUCGUCCCUUCUUCUAGUAUGAAGAAAAGUGGUGGCAUGAUGGUGUUCUCUGAUCAUGUCUUGCGUGGAAUCAUGGAAAAGCUCAUAUCAUAUGAAUCCGGUCGCCAAGUCAUCCCCAUAACAGGUAUGGGCGGAAUUGAUCACCUUUCCUCCAACCCUCAAGAGUUUGACUCUUGAGAUGAUGAGUAGCUUUGAAUGGGGAACGAUGUUGGAAACGAUGGCUUCGUUGCCCCUUCUUGAGAAGCUCAAGUUGUUCCGUGGAUGUUUUGGAACUGGUAAGUGGGAAAUCUCUGAAGGCCAAUUCCCUUGCCUCAAAUACUUGGAAUUGCGUGAAUGUGAUGGUCUGAAAAAUUGGACAGCAGAAGCAAGCACCAUCUUUCCACGCCUUGAGAAGCUGCAUUUAACUCGAAUGGAAGAGUUGGAGAAUAUUCCGUCUGAAAUUGGAUACAUAUCGACUCUCCAAAAUAUAUCGCUAUACAGUUGUGGAGAAUCAGCGAUAAAAUCUGUGAAAGAGAUAGUAGAGGAACAAAUGGAUUCACAAGGUGAUCUUUAUUUAUUGUUCACAUUGCGCUUUCGUCUUCUUAUAACGAAGAAGAAUUAGCAAUGUUGAAAGAGAUGCAGAGAUUGUACGGUCCCAAUAUUGAGUUCAGGAUUUCAUUUUUCUAAAUAUUGAGUUCGUGGUUCUUAUAUUUUUGUAAUAUGUUGCAUUUUCUCAUGUUAAUGGACUCCAUGUUUAUGCAUAAUGAUAUCUGCAGGAUUAUCCAGUACAUAUAUAUACAUAUUUGUAAUUUGUUGAUUCA
Messenger RNA from Salvia hispanica, 1325 nucleotides. The record is from RefSeq and is a predicted model, not a curated record. Lineage: Eukaryota; Viridiplantae; Streptophyta; Magnoliopsida; Lamiales; Lamiaceae.